AUGGAUAACCACCAUGGUGAUAUAAAGAAGCUACCACAAAGAAUCGAGAUAUUGACGAGCAAAGGAGAAUUGAGUGAUGUGAGAGGUACAAUAAAGUACAGCGGUUUAGUAGACGGUGCAGAAGGGGAUUGGUUCGGUAUAGAAUGGGAUGAUAUCAGUCGAGGUAAACACAGCGGCGAGAAAGAAGGAAAGCAAUAUUUUGAAACGAUAUUUCCAAACUCUGCUACAUUUGUCAGGCCAUCGAAGAAGAUAUACACAGGACAAUCAUUUCUCAAAGCAUUCAGGAGUAGAUAUGGUUAUAGUGACAGUGCCUUAGAAUUUGCACCCAAUAUUGAUCGUAUAACCAAGAAACUGAGUCAAACUGACCAACUGAAGAUCGCUAGUGUUGACCACAUGGGUGUGUACGGUGUAGAUGACCUGGAGAAAGAGAACACAAAGCAGGAAGCUAAAAGUAUACGACAACUCUCCGUUGCACAUUCGCUGAUAUCGGAUAUGGAGGACGUCGAUAAACUUGUUGCAUGCUUGCCAAACCUUCAAGAUCUAGAUUUGAGCUCAAAUAGGAUUCGUAUUACGAAUGAUGACUACUCACACAUAUGUCAAUUAAAGUCAAUGAAGCUUAACAAUACGCUUAUAAAGUACCAGCAGAUAACUCAAAUGCACCACUCAUUAUCUUCUUUAGAAGAACUUGAGCUAGCAUACAAUAAUAUCACAUCAUUGCCAGCUUCCUAUACUCUUGGUAACCUUCAAAUCUUAAGCUUAGCUCACAAUAACAUCAACGAGUGGAAUGAGAUCGAGGGUAUACUCAUAAAUUUACCAAAUUUACAAACUCUCAAACUAAAUCAUAAUAAAAUUGGUAGAAUAUCAUAUCCCACCUCAAAUACAGCGAAUAGCCGUCUUAAAACACUUAUACUUUCACACAAUGGCAUUGAUAAUUGGAAGUCGAUUGAUGCUUUAUCAUUAAGGUUCACUCAGUUAGAAUCACUAUCUUUAACUGAUUGCCCUCUUAUGAGCACUCAAUGUGAUGUUGGAAUAUUGAGGCAAAGUGUUAUUGCGAGGUUUGAAAAGCUAGAAACACUCAAUUUGAGCGAAGUCUCCAUAGACGAGAGGAAAGACGCAGAGUAUUUCUACAUACGGAAUCCCCCAACUGAGGAAGAUCCAAAACGUGCGAGGUAUCAUUCUUUAUGCCAGAAAUAUGACUAUCAGCCGAGUGUUCAACCUGCCAAGAAGCUAACGCAUCUUCAACUAAAGAAGCUGAGUAUUGAUAUUCGCAUGGAUAGCAAGACAUACCCACUCACGACAAUAUCUUCAAUCACAAUCAAGAAGCUGCGACUUAUUAUAAAAAGAUUGUUUGAUUUGCCGAGCUCCGAUUUUAAACUUAUUGCGUCAAUGAUACCACCGCCGAAUAUGUUCGGAGUAGUUGACGAAGAGAGAACAGAAGUAGUCUUGGACGACGAUUACAAAGAUCUACGAUGGUUUAGCGUUGAAAAUGGCGAUCAUAUUGUUGUACACUCCGAUAAAUAG
This is a messenger RNA of Wallemia mellicola CBS 633.66, 1521 nucleotides long. Its product is annotated as L domain-like protein. The record is from RefSeq and is a predicted model, not a curated record. Bases 1 to 1521 code for a protein of 506 amino acids. The transcript is spliced from 10 exons. Lineage: Eukaryota; Fungi; Basidiomycota; Wallemiomycetes; Wallemiales; Wallemiaceae. Gene Ontology annotation, molecular function: protein binding. Gene Ontology annotation, cellular component: cytoplasm.